Molecule: messenger RNA, 198 nt
Organism: Paramecium sonneborni
Lineage: Eukaryota; Ciliophora; Oligohymenophorea; Peniculida; Parameciidae
Source: the annotation of a GenBank genome assembly
AUGGAUUCAUCACCACCAACAGUGAAAACAUACCUUCUUGUAAAAAAUUAACAAAUCAAUUUCAAAGAAAAUACUAAAAUUUUAAGUUCUAAAAUAAAUUUUGAAGACCCAACUGCAUUAUAUAAAACUAGAAACCUACUAGCAAAUAUGAUUAAGGGAAAUUUUCAAUUUUAAUCUAAUGUUAAGUCGAAACAAUGA